Messenger RNA from Owenia fusiformis, 828 nucleotides. Lineage: Eukaryota; Metazoa; Annelida; Polychaeta; Sabellida; Oweniidae. The record is from the annotation of a GenBank genome assembly.
AUGUUCAUUCGGAUGAUAUUUGUUGUUGCAAUACUUGAUUUGGUCCAAUUAUUUACAAUAACCAACCGUUUGGAAAAAGAAGCAAACUUGUAUGAUGUGGCUAAACUUCAGAAAGGAGAACUUCAAAACAUCGGGGAACAAACAAGUCCAUUGGCGUUAACAUCUGAAUCUACGAACAAUGGCAUUUUGAGAGCCAUACGUGCAUCCGACAAACGUGCCAGAAAAUCGAGGCGAAAGGGCCCAAAAGCUAAAAAAGUAGCGUCUAUCCACAUGGUACCGAAAACGGGAAAUAAUCUCCAUCCUAUUAUUGGUUCAUUUGAUCAACAAGGCAACAUAAACAGCGACUGGGAGGCACAAUCACGCGUUAACAUGAAAUUCAUCAUCGACUCGCGCCCCCGUGACGGAUUAAAGUGCUUCAACGAGGCGCUUAUCGUAAUAAAAUACACUGGGAGUUACUUCCUAUACGGUCAGAUAUUUUUCAAUGGGAGAGAUCAUGAGAUGGGUCAUUGUCUAUACGUUGCUGAUUCGUACCGACCUUGUGGGUGUUUACGAGCCUCGUGUGGUGAACGAAAAGUCAUGUGUUCUCGUUCGUCCCCGGGACACCCGAGGCAUUACAACGAACCUCAAAAUGUCAACACUAACUAUGUAGGUGGCGUAAUGUUUUUGAGAAAAGGUUCGACCAUACGACUUGGGGUUGAAUCAAAAUACAGUACAGAUAUGAGUAAAACCAUUGAAAUAGACAAAUCAAUGUGCUAUUUUGGAGCUUUUGCAGUUUGACUUCGCCGACGACGUGACAUGCCUUUUCAUUGGAUGUUAACGCAUGUUAAA